Messenger RNA from Trypanosoma conorhini, 621 nucleotides. Its product is annotated as programmed cell death 6 protein. The record is from RefSeq and is a predicted model, not a curated record. Gene Ontology annotation, molecular function: calcium ion binding. Lineage: Eukaryota; Euglenozoa; Kinetoplastea; Trypanosomatida; Trypanosomatidae. The transcript has a single exon. The coding region runs from base 1 to 621 and encodes 206 amino acids.
AUGUCUUACCAGCCACCGUACGCCUAUCCGUAUCCGCUGCAACCCUCUCCGUAUCCAGCGGGGAUUGGUUACUCCGCGCCACCAUCCGUGCAACCGCCGAUUCAGCGUCCUCCGCUCUGCACGGAGCAAGACGCGUUGCAUUGGUUCCAAACGGUUAGUCGGUCAACUGGAGGUCGCAUCGAUGUUCCAAUGCUCAAUUCCGCCCUGAGCGUGGCUGGGAAAAGCUUUAGUUACGCGACAACGGAGCGGCUUUUGUCCAUGUUUGACCUUGAUGUCGACGGGAUGCUUAACCUGGCAGAAUUCCAGGAAUUCCGGCGUUACUUUCAAACAAUGCGAGAUGGUUUUAACCAGCGUGACACGAGCCGCGACGGUUGCCUAGAAGGGGAUGAGGUGCGUGCGGCGCUUCGGGCGAAUGGGUACCAGAUAUGUGAUGAUGUCUUUCAGGGAUUGAUGCGGCACUUUGAUCGCAGAAAGCAGGGAGGCCUUGGUCUGGAUGACUACAUUGAAAUGUCUAUUUUUGUCGCCAAGGCCAACGACGCUUUCCAUGCUGAAUCCCAAGGCAAAACCACUGCGACAUUCGAUUUUAGUUCAUUCCUCCGGGUAGGGGUCUUCCUGGUUUGA